AUGUUCCAGAAUGUGCGCCCGGAGGCGUAUCCAGAUCUCGACACGAUCAUCAUCACGGGCAAUACCAUCGGCGAUUUGGCCGGCUCAAAUUUGUUCGGCGCAAAUGUCAGCAAUCACUACGUCUCACUGGUCAAUUUGUCUAAUAAUGCCAUCAGCGCAAUCGAUUCGUACACUUUCCGAGGAUUACCCGCUGUGGAGUAUUUCUACCUCAAUGAUAAUGCCAUCGAGCGAAUCGGUGCCGAUCCAUUU
Gongylonema pulchrum is the source of this 249-nucleotide messenger RNA. The record is from the annotation of a GenBank genome assembly. Lineage: Eukaryota; Metazoa; Nematoda; Chromadorea; Rhabditida; Gongylonematidae.